Molecule: messenger RNA, 1159 nt
Organism: Bursaphelenchus okinawaensis
Lineage: Eukaryota; Metazoa; Nematoda; Chromadorea; Rhabditida; Aphelenchoididae
Source: the annotation of a GenBank genome assembly
AUGGGAAUUACAAUCAUACCUCGUGUAAUCGUAUGGUUUUUGGUUGUGAUGGCAAAAACAAUGUACAGACUUGUAAUACCAUACAGAUUUCAAAAAAAGAAGAGUUUAAAGGGAAAGGUAACUUCAUAAUAAUAUUUUUAAUUGUCAGUAGAAGCUUAUGGUUUGAUCAGAUCUCUUGGUAGAGUUAGUAAAUAAAUUGUAAACUGUUACAGAAAGUCAUAUUAACUGGAGCUUGUGGAGGACUUGGAUCGGCGUUUGCACGGGCACUGGCUAAAGAAGGUUGUCAUCUAGCUUUGUGGGACAUUAAUGAACUUGGUUUGAAAAAGUUAAAGAUGGAUUUAUUGGAUCAACAUGAUAUUGAUGUACGUGUAAUGCAGACAGUUUUGAUUUUUAUUUUUCACUGUACUGUAUCUAUUAGGUGCUGACAUAAAGAACCCGCUAUACUUUUUCUGUAAUUUCCGGUAAAAAAUGGCUGGUUUUUAUGUCGGCAUCGAAUACUUUCUAAUCUGCUAUAUUUUAUAGUUUUUUUUGUAAUUUUUAUGAUUCUAGGCUUCUUUCUAACUAUAAUACCUCUUUCUUAUUUUAACUAUUAUAUCAUACCUCUCUUCAACUACCCAACAUAGUACUUUUAGGUAUUCACCCAAGUAGUUGACAUAGCAAAUGAACAAGAAGUUAUUCAAAAGUCAAAUGAAUUAAAAUCUUUGUUUGGAGAGAUUAAUAUGGUUUUUAACAAUGCUGGCGUCAUCAAUGUAACACCACUAUUGGAGACAAGCACCGAAUUAUUGGAAAAGCUAAUUCACGUUAACUUAAUGUCACAUUAUUAUGUACGUUGAAAUAUUAUACAUGUAUUAACUAAAACUUCAGAUUAUCAAGCAAUUCUUACCAACUAUGAUAGAGAGGAAUGAAGGUCAUAUUGUGGCUACAUGUUCUGCUGCCGGCCACAUUUGUCCAUCUGGUAUUUUUUCGAAUUUACUUCUAGUGACUAAAUAUUUCAUGAUAUUUAGAUAGAACAGAAGGUUAUGAUAUUUUUUACAUCAUUUCAGAAGUUGUUGAUUACACCGGAUCAAAGUUUGCUGUUCGUGGCUACAUGGAAGCCCUAUAUCAUCAGAUGCUGGCAGCUGGGCAUAACAUAGAAUUUACUACAAUAUGCCCAUGGUAA